CCCUUUCAUUGUCUAGGCGCAAUAUAUUGCGUUUAAGGACCACGUGAUACCCCAUAGAGAAAACUUUCAUUAAAAUAUGCAGCUAUUUUGAAUUUUCACUAAAAAUUUAUGCAGGAAACUGACCAAUGGUGAUACAAGAAUCAUUUUGUCAACUAUUCCCAUGGAAUUAUGCGCUUAAAUUGCAUAUUUUAACAAAUCCCGCGAGAGUUGAUUAGAACAGACGAACGCCAUUUUUGCUGUUCGAUUCGAAACGAUUGUUACCUUCGUCGCGAUUUUUUGAUCGAUUUAAUAUGGAAAGCUUCAAUGGUUUGGACUCAGACGAAGAGUAUGAAAUAGACUGUCAAUUGCUUGCUGGCAGAGAAGUUGAGAUCCAGUUUGUAUUGCCGGAAUCAGAGACUUGCGAUGCCCCAAAACAACGUGGGUCGAAACGGAGAAGGGAAGGGAGAUACGGAGGUGUUGAUCAGUUACCCCCUCAAAGAAUCAAAAAGUCCACCGGAAGUGCUGAUAAUGUACCAGAAACUGCACUGGAUUUGCCUGCAGCUGAUGCCAGAGGACUUGAUGAAGACGAAUAUGAGAGCGAUGGUUCUACUGAACAUGAAGAUGAUGGAAAUGAUGAGGCACAAUUGAAAGGGUACUGUGGAGACAACCCCAGAAAGCCCAUUCCAGCCCACAAUGUUGCAGAAACUGGGCCAGUCAUUGUGUGGGGAAGAGGACAAGAACCGAAAAAAGCUCUGGACUUUUUUCUUCUUUUCUUUCCUUUCCAGCUGAUGCAAACUAUUGUAAAUAAUUCAAACUUGUAUGCUGUUCACGGUGAAGGGAUUGGCAAAAGUUACAUGGCACAGUCUCAUGGUGAGCUUGCAUGGAGAAAAAUUGAUAUGAUGGAGUUUCGCAGGUUUCUGGCCUGCCUAAUUUAUAUGGGCAUUGUCAAGACACCGACACGGGAAAACUAUUGGCAAAAUGAUGUCCUUUUUUCCGGAUUGUUAGGGUCAAUGUUUCUGCCAACAUUUAGAAGGUAUUGUGCAAUUCUUGCAGCCUUGCACUGUGUUGAUCCAGCUAAUGAAGACAGAUUGGAUCCUUUGUCCAAAAUUAGAAAUAUUUAUGACUUUCUUCGCAGCAGAUGUAAAGAACUUUUUGUUCCAAAACGUUGUGUUUCCAUUGAUGAAAGGAUGGUGAAGUCUAAAGGAAGAUUCUUUUUCAAACAAUACAUUCGAAAUAAGCCUACAAAAUGGGGUUUUAAAUUAUGGGUCUUAGCAGACUCUUCCACUGGCUAUAAUUGGGAUAUGGUGGUCUAUACUGGCAGAAAGAGAGGCGAUGGCUGGGAUGACUUCACAGUGAAUGAAGACAACUUUAGAGGAAUACCUGAAGGAUUGGGUAGACAAAGGCCCAUGUCAGUUGCAGAUGAGACUUCUGGCUUAUUGUCUCAGCUAGCAGCAAGAGUCGUUAUCAAGCUGACAGAGCCUUUGAAGAAUAAGGGAUACAUACUGUUUGUUGAUAACUAUUAUACAAGCAUUCCUUUAUUCCGAUACCUUUCAUCUGUUGGCAUACAUGCAGUUGGAACCAUAAGAGAAAACACAUCUUCUUUUCCAGAAACAAUGAAAAACAGGGCUGCAUGGGGUAAAAAUAAGGACAGAGGAACAGUGAGGUAUGAAAGGGUUGGUGCAAGCCCUCAUGAUGUUUUACUUCUUCAGUGGGUUGAUAGAAAUGUUGUUUCCAUUCUUUCCACUUAUCAUUCUGCAAAUGACUUUGGCUAUUGUAGAAGAAAUCUGAAAGAUGGUGGUCAUCAUAGGAGGGUUGAAAUCAUGAUGCCACAGUGCAUAAAAGAUUAUAAUAAUGACAUGAAUGGAGUUGAUCUUUCAGACCAAAUGUAUCGAUUGUAUUCUGUGCAAUAUCGAACCAAGAAGUUUUGGAAGACACUUUUCUUUCAUUUUAUUGAUAUUGCUUUGUGGAAUGCAUUUGUCUUUUGGUCUGAAUUGAAAAACCCCACUCCUGAACAAAAAAUGCCAGAAAAAUAUACAUUCUUAAAUUUCAAGAUGGAUCUGGUGAAACAACUGGCUGUAACAGACCAAAAGGCAAUCAAAGAUUUUGGAGAUGCAAAUAGAAUUCAGCCGUAUGCCUCUCUUGAUACAAAAACAAAUGACAUUGAUAGCUUUGCAAGUGAAGCAACAUCACAUGCUGUCAAAAGAAUUUCAAACCAAGCAGCUAAAAACAGAGAGAGGUGCACCAAAGAACAAGAAUGGGAUAGAAGAAUGACCCCUGGUCAUUUACCAGUUAAACUGGACAAGCCCCGCAUCUGUAAAGUUUGCUCUGUGCUUUCUGCUGUGCAUGCAAGUAACAACACAAAAAGACCUAAAAGGUCCAUGUUUGCCUGUGUUGAAUGUGACAUUCCUCUAUGUAUUGGUGAAAGGAAUUGCUUCCUUUUCUUUCAUUCUGCAGAAUUCAGCCAAUACAAGGAACCAUACUUAGAGCAUUGUCGUCAUAGUUGACUUUUUAUUUCUGGACACUUUUUUAUCUUUAAUUGAUAUUUGCUGUUUUGGGGGUAUAUGACUAACUGUUAACUAUUAUCAUUAACAUGUUGUUAACAUUUCUAACAGAAGAAACUUUGUGCUGUUUUACAACUGUGAUUUUCAGAUUUUAGAAUAUUUAGAAAGUUGAAAAUCUUUCUGCUUUUUGUUGACAUUCGUGAUAUUUUCGUGAUAUUUCAACUAACGAGCUCUAUGAAUGGUUACAAGAAAAUGUUGAUUAUUUUCCUUCCUGGAAGUACAAUUCUAACAAAAAAUUCAACUCUAGGUAAAUGGAUGCUGAGAAAUUUGAAAAUUCCAUCAAAAAAUGGGUAUCUCAAAUAUAUUCUGAGGUAUUUGAAAAGUAAGAAGAAAUUUAAGUGAUCGAAAAGUAAAAAUAUGCUAAUUAGAGGCCAAUUAUCACUAAUUGGCUUAAAAUAUUCUAAAAUGCUUACCAGUAUUCAAUAAUUUUAUCAAUAUAGGGCUAAGUUCUGAAAUUUCAGUGUCUAAACUGUAUCUUUCAAUUUUUAACAAUUUUUUGAAUAACAGAACCCAAAAUUGCAUAUAUUUUGAUGACAAUGAAAGGGUUAAGGCUUUAAAAGAAAUUGGGAGUGGCUUAGGACAAUUUUAUGGCUUAUUUAAUAAAUAAUUAUUCAUCUUUUGGAAGAAAAAAUUCUAGGUGAAAAGUCGGAAAUUUUAGCAAGGCUAUAACCUUAGCCACUUUUACCAAAACUUUCAUCUAAUUAAACUACUAGUUAAAAGAAAAGUUAAGGCUUUAAAAGAAAUUGGGAGUGGCUUAGGACAAUUUUAUGGCUUAUUUAAUAAAUAAUUAUUCAUCUUUAAGAAGAAAAAAUUUUAGGUGAAAAAUCGGAAAUUUUGGCAAGGCUAUAACCUUACCCACUUU
Rhopilema esculentum is the source of this 3402-nucleotide messenger RNA. Its product is annotated as piggyBac transposable element-derived protein 4. Lineage: Eukaryota; Metazoa; Cnidaria; Scyphozoa; Rhizostomeae; Rhizostomatidae. The record is from RefSeq and is a predicted model, not a curated record.